UUAGAAGAAAUGAAUUGUAAUCUUUAGCAAUAUUUUAAUAGAAUACAAACUGGUUGGCAAAAAGGGAGAAGGAACGUUCUCAGAAGUGAUCAAAUCACAAUCAUUCAAAACUGGAAAUUAUGUUGCCAUUAAAUGCAUGAAAAAUAAAUUCACAUCCAUCGAACAAGUAAGACAUACUGAAUAUGUGUAGGUUAAUCAUUUACGAGAGAUAUAGGCCUUAAGAAAGCUAAGUCCUCACGAUCACAUUAUAAAGUUGAUUGAAGUUCUUUAGUAUGAAAAUCAUAUAAAUUUAAUUUAGUGAUGAACCCACAGGACGUUUGGCUUUGGUGUUUGAGUUGAUGGAACAGAAUUUGUAUGAACAUAUUAAAGGUAUUAUUACCAACAUUUUAAAUAGGCAGGAGAUAACCUUUGAAUCCUUAAAAAGUUAAAUCUUUUAUGUACUAACUGCUAAAAUCUAUUGAACAUAUGCACAGAAAUGGCAUCUUUCACAGAGACAUUAAACCGUAAUCAAUAUUCAAAUCAUUAGUGAAAACAUUCUGCUAAACGCAGAUCAUCUCAAACUUGCCGAUUUUGGAUCAUGCAAAGGAAUCUACUCCAAACAUCCCUAUACUGAGUAUUACUAUCAAUUCAUAUCUCAUUCUAGAUAUAUCUCUACUAGAUGGUACAGAGCCCCCGAGUGCUUAUUGACAGAUGGCUAUUACGAUCACAAAAUGGAUCUCUGGGGAGUAGGAUGUGUCAUGUUCGAAAUCAUAGCCUUAUUUCCACUCUUCCCAGGAACCAAUGAAUUAGAUCAAGUCAACAAAAUACACAACAUCCUGGGAACUCCCAAUCAAAAAGUAUUCGAUAGAUUUAGAAAGUAUCAUCUUUAUACUAUUUUAGACAAGCCACCCAUAUGGAAAUCAAUUUCCCACCUAAACAUGGUAGUGGCAUUGAUAGAUUGCUGUAGGGUUAAAGCAAGGAAUGUAUAGAUCUAAUUAAAUUGUUGCUUAUUUACGACCCUGAAGAACGAAUCAAUGCUCAAUAAGCCAUAAGACAUGAAUACUUUAGAGAAUUAUAUGAGGCUGAUACUUAAAAGAGCUUUUAGCAUACUUUACAAUAAAUCAGAAUAUCCAAUCACCGAGAACAGUAUGAUUAUAAUUUACAUGAUUAGGAAUGACAACUCUUUGGAAAGAAGCCAGAGAAUAGAGGAAAGCAAAUAACAACAUUAGUUGAAUUUCAAGAAAACUUAAAAUUAUUAUGCGAAAUCUUAGAAGAAGUCAGGAGUAUAGAAUUAUGUUAUUGUUAAAGUUACCUUCAUUGUAAUUUGAUUUGAGAGUAGAGAGCAUCUAUAAAAAUACUUAACAUCAUGACAGUGAUGAUGAUCUUGAGAAAUAGUCAUCUCAUAAAUAAAUGAUGCUGCCAUAGAUUCCAAAAUCGAAAAAAUAUGAUCCUAAAAAAAUAUAUGGCAAAUAAUAAUACGGAUCAUCAAAUUAGCCAUAUUAGUUCAAUUCCAAAGGUAAGGAAUUCUUCAUAGAUUAGUAGGAAAGAAAAUGACUCAUGGCUUGUAAGGUGAUUAUAUAGUUUUGGGAAAGAAAGCAAUGAAUUAAUGAUAUAUUUUAAGUUUUUAGUUGAC
Paramecium octaurelia is the source of this 1612-nucleotide messenger RNA. The record is from the annotation of a GenBank genome assembly. Lineage: Eukaryota; Ciliophora; Oligohymenophorea; Peniculida; Parameciidae.